Messenger RNA from Populus euphratica (Euphrates poplar), 3355 nucleotides. Its product is annotated as sequence-specific DNA binding transcription factor ATNDX. Gene Ontology annotation, molecular function: single-stranded DNA binding. Gene Ontology annotation, biological process: flower development. NCBI's taxonomy places the organism in Eukaryota, Viridiplantae, Streptophyta, Magnoliopsida, Malpighiales, Salicaceae. The coding region runs from base 333 to 3200 and encodes 955 amino acids. The record is from RefSeq and is a predicted model, not a curated record. The transcript has 18 exons.
AUCUAGCAAACAAUCAAACCUGCUGCAUCAGAGAAAAAAAAGGGAUUCACUUUUUUCUUGUAGCAAUCCUGUGGUUUUCCAUUUUUCAACCAGCAAGAAAAAACAAAACCUGUGGUUUUUAUUAACGAAGCCCACUCCGUCUUUCCUUCAAUCAUAUAAACAAACACACAGCACGGCCUCAAAAAAUUUCAAACGCCCAAAACCAAGAAAUCCCGCUAAUUUAUUUAUUUUUGCUACUUUUUUUUUUUUUUGUUGUGGGCGCUUAGCUCUUUGAUACGGUUCAAAAGUGGUUCAUUAUUUUCUCUGGUCAGCUUUCUUGUCUUGGCUCUAGCAUGAGGCUUGCUAAGGAAGAACUGUCUAUGGCUGAACAAGUCAUUGAUUUAAUUUCAGCAGUGAAAGAGUUACACGGUCUUAGCUCUCAGGAGCUUAACAAAUUGUUAAGGGACUCUGAAAAUUUUACAAUUCACUUUCAUUCUGAAAAGGGAUCAACGACAAAGAUUGAUGUGGAAAAACUGGCAGGCUUCCUUCCUUUACACCUUAUUGCAGUGCUUAUGUCAUCUGAUAGAGAUGAAUCGCUGUUGAGAUAUUUGUUGUGCGGGAUUCGGCUUCUGCAUUCCUUGUGUGAUCUAGGACCUCGGAACAGUAAACUUGAGCAGGUUUUGCUUGAUGAUGUUAAAGUAUCAGAGCAGCUGCUGGAUCUGGUGUUUUAUUUACUGAUUGUUCUUAGUGGUUAUAGACAGGAAAACCUUAAUUCAUGCUCUUUGUUACUUGUGCAUUCAGCACUUGUAGCAUCCAGUCUGCAUUUAUUGUCAGGAUGUAUAUCUUUGCAAUGGCAAGAUCUUGUUCAAGUAUUGCUUGCUCACCCCAAGGUUGACAUAUUUAUGGAUGCAGCUUUUGGAGCUGUUCAUGUAGCCAUUAGAUUUCUUCAGGUCAAGCUAUCAGAUCAAUAUACUGGUCUUCAUGCGAAAAGUCCAACAGCUGAACAAAUAGUUAACUAUAUCUGCCAACAAUGUGAGGCUUCUUUACAGACUCUUCAGUCAUUGUGCCAGCAAAAGAUGUUUCGCGAGCGCCUUCUUAGGAACAAGGAACUAUGUGGAAGGGGAGGUGUUCUUUUUCUGGCCCAGGCCAUCUUGAAGUUAAACAUCACACCUCCUUUAGUAGAUUCUUUCACAGUUGUAGCUGCAGUAUCUAGACUGAAGGCUAAAGUGUUAUCGAUUCUAUUGCAUCUGUGUGAAGCAGAAAGCAUUUCUUACCUUGAUGAGGUUGCAAGCUCUCCAUGGAGCCUUGAUUUGGCAAAGUCUGUAGUAUUAGAGAUUCUUGAAUUACUGAAGGCUGCACUUAGCAAAGAUCCCAAUCAUCUUAGUCCAUGUUCAGACAGAACUUUUCCCAUGGGGCUUUUGCGACUCAAUGCUAUGCGUCUGGCUGAUAUCUUCUCAGAUGAUUCAAAUUUUAGAUCUUAUAUCACAACAUGCUUUACCAAAGUUCUGACUGCUAUAUUUUCGCUCCCUCAUGGAGAUUUUUUAUCAAUUUGGUGUUCUUCUGAAUUUCCACCAAGAGAAGAAGAUGGUACUCUGGAGUAUGAUGCAUUUACAGCAGCUGGGUGGUUUUUGGACACAUUUGCAGCAGCGAACCAAUCAAAUGCAAUAAAUUUAGAAAUUACUUUAAUUCCCAGUAACAUGCCCCAAGCUAUGUAUGCACAUCAAAGAACUUCAUUAUUUGUGAAGCUAAUUGCCAACCUCCACUGUUUUGUUCCAAACAUAUGUGAAGAGCAGGAAAGAAACUUGUUCCUUCAUAAGUUUCUGGAGUGCAUGCGGAUGGACCCAUCUAAAUCAUUGCCUGGGUUUUCCUUUACUUCUGGUGCUCUAAGAGCCGUAACAGUUUGCAGGAACCUUCGUUCGUUGUUAAGUCAUGCAGAGUCUCUAAUUCCUAACUUUUUGAAUGAGGAGGAUGUACAGCUGUUAAGGGUAUUCUUUAACCAGUUACAAUCACUGAUUAAUCCUACUGAUUUUGAAGAAAACCAAGUUCAAGAUAUCAAAUCUGAGAGGUCAAUAUCUUUGGAUAAGUUCUCUAGACUUACUAUUGAUGAGCAUCUUCAGGAAGCUCAAAGCACUGGGGCAUACAGAUCACCUAUGGUGAUGAAGGAACCUUCACAUCUUUACCACAGGACAGAUAUCCAAAAAGAGGAAAUGUCAGAGAAUUCAGCUAUCCAAGAAGAGGAGAAGCCUAGUUUCAAAAAUAGGAAUCAAGCAGAAGAUGCAAUUAAGGAAGACAAAGCUAAAUCUGGUGCAUGUGUAUCUGAUGUUUUAAGAGAGAUUGAUAGAGAUGCUCAUACUGUUGAAACAAGUGGUUCAGAUACAAGUUCCACUAGAGGGAAGACUUAUGCAGGUCAAGUAGUGAAUGGUGACUUCCUAAAAUCAAGUGAGCAUAUAAAACGAAAUGGUUGUCAGGGAGUUUGUGGUGGUGAGAAAGUUGAAAGUCCCCAUUUUGAAGAAAAGCAGCCAAGAAAAAGGAAGCGGACUAUUAUGAAUGACUAUCAAAUCACACUUAUGGAGAAAGCCCUACUAGAUGAACCUGAGAUGCAGCGAAAUGCCGCAGCGUUGCAGUCAUGGGCAGAUAAAUUGAGUCUUAAUGGAUCAGAAGUUACACCUUCACAACUGAAAAAUUGGCUCAACAAUCGCAAAGCAAGGUUAGCUCGUGCAGGCAAGGAUGUCCGUGCACCAAUGGAGGUUGAUAAUACAUUUCCAGAAAAACAAGUUGGACAAGUACAGCGGCAGGACACGCCUGAGAGCCCCAGUGAAGACAACACCACAUUGAGUGCAAAAGGCCUUCAAAACACAUCAGAAAUUGGUGUGUUUGGAGAUCCCGAGGCUGGGAUAGGAUUAGCAGACUUCGUUGACAUUGGUGCUUCAGAAUUUGUUCAGUGCAAGCCAGGGCAGUUUGUUGUGCUUGUAGACGGGCAAGGAGAAGAGAUUGGUAAGGGAAAGGUAUAUCAAGUGCAAGGCAAAUGGUAUGGAAGGAUAUUGGAGGAAUCAGAGAUGUGUGUCGUGGAUGUUACAGAGCUCAAGACUGAGAAAUGGGUGAGGCUUCCAUACCCAUCCGAAACCACAGGCAUGUCAUUUUAUGAAGCUGAACAGAAGAUUGGGGUGAUGAGAGUGUUGUGGGAUUCGAACAAAAUAUACAUGUCACGACCUCAAUGCUAGUUUUUUUUAGCUAGAAUGUAGUGCUAGUGGCUGGCUACCAGGGGCAUCGUUCUUUCUUUUAAGUUCCCAAUCAUAAGCUGGUUCAGGUUCUGAAGUUUAGCUCUGUCGUUUUAAAUGGAAGUUAGAAUUAAAUGACAUAAAAGUAUGGCACCACA